AUUAGAUUUAGUGCAGCCACGGACACGCGGCUAGAACGGUUCACUUUCUUCGCGUUACGCGCAGGUGAAUCGUUAACGGUUUCGGUUGGCCAGUUUAAACAUUCCGUGCGUUUCGAUGUCAAAACCACGCUUUUGACGUGCAACAGCAAAGCGCAGUGGGAAUCAAUCGAUAUCGCUGCUAAUAUUUUACCCUUUUGCGGCACAGUAUCAGUUCGGUUGGUGCGUGCUUGGGCAGCAAAUACGGAAAACGAUUCAAGACGACAUAUUUUAGUGCAUAAUUAUUGCGCUGCUGGAAUGCAAGUUAUGUGAAAAAUCUUAACGAUUUAGUCCGCCGUUAAUAUCUCCGUGCCAAAAACAGUGUUAAAGAAAAUUCUUAAAAUGGGAGUGAAUGAUAGCGACAGCCGCAAGGAUUCCAUUACAUCAUCGACGUCCUCGUCACACUUGGAUUUGGAGUUGUUGCAGCGAUUGUUUGUUAAAUUCGAACCAGAUUUAACCAUCGACUCAUACGAGGAAGCACAAGGAUCUGGACGUGGCGACAACUACACGGCCGCACUGUUCCGCAUUGCGCUGAAGGGACACACGCAACCGGAAGGAAGCUCCAAGAAGUUAAAAUGGGAAAAGAGUAUCAUCUGCAAACGGCUGCCAGAUUGCAAGAUCAAGCGGGAAGCGUUCAAAAGUGAAGCACUGUUCCGCAACGAGGUCGUGUUCUACAACACCAUCAUGCCCGAGUACAUCGAGUUCCAGCGACGCCAGUUGGCCGCCGUAAGCGGCACGGGCAAGGAUCAAACAGGCACCACCGACGUCUUGGGUGAGCACGGCAUCUUUCAGGCAAUUCCACAAUGUUACUUGGCACGGGACGAUUUGCUCGUGCUCGAGGAUCUGCGGGUGCGUUCGUUCACGAUGCCGGAUCGGCAGGCAGGAUUGGGCCCGAAACAGCUGGAAGCAGUGCUGGUCGAGUUGGCAAAGUUCCACGCGGUCAGUCUCGCCUACAAGCGGCGGCAUCCGUUGGAGUUCCAAAAGCUUGCCAACGCCUUGGAGGAGGGUAUAUUCUCGCAAGCGAAUGCGGAAUGGUAUCGCAAGUACUACGACGUCUUGACGCGCAACGCAAUUCAGAUGGUGAGACAGACGGUGCCGGAGAAAAAGGAGCAUUUGGCGAAGCUGGAAGCAUUCCUGAGCAACUGUUUCGGACAUCUGGUGGAGUUGGUUAACCGAAAGAGUGAGCUUUCGGUCAUUUGUCACGGCGAUUGCUGGACCAACAACAUACUCUUCCGCUACGCUGACGAUGGUGCAAUAGCCGAGACAUGCCUAGUGGACUUUCAGCUCAUCCGUCACGGCUCGCUGGCCCUCGAUCUAGCCUAUCUGAUCUACUGCUGCACAGAUGGUUCCCUGCGCAAGAAGAAUCUGCAAAACUGGCUCCAAACGUACCACCGCCAGCUGGUACAGUCGCUUCGGUUCCUGCUGGGCGAACUGUUUGACGAGGUGUUUGGCUCCGAAAAACGGCUGUGGGAGCUGCUCAACGACGACUUUAAGGUGUGUGCCCGCUUUGGCCUCGGCACAGCGAUGGACAUGCUUCCCAUAAGCACCUGCUCCUCGGAGGAGGCGCCGGAUCUUUAUGCCAGCGGGACUGAUACGGCAGCAACGCCGCCCGAGCUAAACGUUCCGCCGAAUGAAAUGUGUCGACAGAAGAUGACCAUGCUGGUGCUGGAGCUGAUCGAUGGUGGAAUGCUCUAGAAUGUUUGCUUCAUUUUGGAACACGCAUACUAUUUGCUAGCGAGACCUGAGAGCGUUCGGGCGAACUCACUACACACACACACACACACACACACACAGGGCGGACACACCGCGCAAUAUUGGCAGUAUUUUACAGGGUAGUAAUAUGAUUAGUAUCGUUAGUGAAGUGAAUGUUAUGAACCAUACUCGAACUGUUAAUGCUACUCCAUGACAAUAAAUUAACUAUGCACUGUACCCUAGUGCUCAACCGUA
This is a messenger RNA of Anopheles stephensi (Asian malaria mosquito), 1983 nucleotides long. RefSeq lists its product as uncharacterized. The coding region runs from base 379 to 1731 and encodes 450 amino acids. Lineage: Eukaryota; Metazoa; Arthropoda; Insecta; Diptera; Culicidae. The record is from RefSeq and is a predicted model, not a curated record. The transcript has 3 exons.